CGCUCCUACUCUGGACAACCGCAAAGGUUUGCGUAAAGGACAGUGUGGUCUCGUGGGCUUCUGUCUGUAAUUUUGGUAUAGGCAUUAAACUUCAUUUCACACGUCUGUUUACCGAGGCCGGAGGAUCUUUCAACCAGACCGGAUUGAUGUUUACUGACAUGGUGUCCAAGUUGACGUCGCUUCAGCAGGAACUCCUGAGCGCCUUGCUGGACUCGGGGGUCACCAAGGAUGUGCUGGUUCAGGCGCUGGAGGAUUUAUGUCCGUGCCCGGCUGAAUUCGGAAUUAAAAUAGAAAAGCCUUUAUCCCCGUCAAGUGCCAACGGCGGCAGCGACUCGGGUGAUUCAAAGCCGGUGUUUUUGACUCUGAACAGCGCGCACGGUAAAGGCAGCAAACUGUCCGGCGAUGAAGGCUCUGAUGACGGGGAUGAUUACGACACCCCACCGAUCCUGCGCGAGCUGCAGUCUUUGAACACAGAGGAAGCCGCGGAGCAGCGCGCGGAGGUCGAGCGAAUGUUAUCAGGGGACCCGUGGCGCGUGGCGCGCACUGUUAAAGGAUACAUGCAGCAGCACAAUAUUCCUCAGCGCGAGGUGGUGGACGUCACGGGUUUGAAUCAGUCUCACCUGUCGCAGCAUCUCAAUAAAGGCACACCGAUGAAGACCACCAAACGAGCCGCGCUUUACACCUGGUACAUCCAGAAACAGCGCGAAAUCGACCGACAGUUCGACCGUGUUCAGGGCCUUGACCACAGUGACUCAGCCAGUCAGGAUCAGGUCCUGUUUUUUUUCCCAGAAUUCAAUCAUGCCGGACAGAAUCCGGGGACUGCGGGAGGUUCCGGAGGGCCGCUCGUAGAGGAGGGCGAGCCAGGAUCCAAGAGAAUGAGACGAAACCGUUUCAAAUGGGGUCCGGCGUCUCAGGAGAUCCUCUACCAGGCUUAUGAACGACAGAAGAACCCCAGCAAAGAAGAGAGGGAGGCCCUGGUGGAGGAAUGCAACAGGGCCGAGUGUAUGCAGAGAGGUGUGUCACCCUCUAAAGCUCAUGGACUGGGGUCUAAUCUGGUCACGGAGGUUCGCGUGUACAACUGGUUUGCUAACCGGCGUAAAGAGGAAGCUUUCCGACAGAAGCUGGCGAUGGACACGUACCCCCCCCACAGUAUGACACCCCUUCUGUCUCACGCAUCAUCACACGCGCAUCACCAUCACAGUAACUCAGAAACAAAACUCCGGUACAGUCAACAAGGAACCAGUGAGGUCACUUCCUCUACAGCCAUCAGUCACCAUGGAAGCAGCCAAUCGGUAUUGCAACAGGUGUCUCCAGGUGGUCUGGAUCACUGCCACAGUUUGUUAUCGUCGGAUGCCAAAAUGAUCACGGUGUCAGGUGGAGUUUUGCCUCCUGUGAGCACCCUGACCAACAUUCACAGUCUUUCUCACUCAUCUCAUCAUCACCAGCAAGCACAGAGUCUCAUUAUGAGCCUGGCUGCUCAAAGUCUGGCAUCUCCUCAGUCUCAGAGCGUGCCCGUCAUUAACAGCAUGUCUGGACUCACUACCCUGCAGCCUAUGCAGUUUUCCCCGAGCUCCAGCCUCACACAGCUGACCACAGCACACAUCUCCCAGCAGCCCUUCACACAGUCACACAUGUACUCUCCUAAACAGGAAGUUGGUCAGUUUUCUCAUGCUUCUCGAUACGCAACUAUGGACACCAGCGCCCUCACACACUUGGGCUCCAGCAAACAGUGUCCUCUGCAGGCCUGGUGAAUGAACACGCUGAUGUGAGAACUUCCUCGGCAGCUUAGCAACAGGAGGGCCUACCAUCUGCUAUUCUCAGUUACUCUGGUAACCUCUCAGCUUGGAGAACCGAAAGGUGCAGCACUGCCUCUGAAUUGAAAAACUGAUUUAUACAUUACACCUCUAAGCCAUAGCAGAUAUAAGCACAAACUGCUGGAACUUGUCAUGACGAUGAAAUACUUAGCCGAAGGUUUCCCUCCGAUCUGUAUCGGAUGAUGAAAUCUAUGAUAUUGUAUAUACUGUACACUUUAAUGAGGAACAAUGUUUUGUUAUAAAUUGAUAAAAAGAGGUCAACAUGUGAGCCAAAACAAAACAAAUUUUUUGACCACACGUAUGUCUGAGAUUUGAAAUAUCUAUAAUAGAAAAAUCAUCACAUUGCAAUGUAAAAUCAGAUUCCUGUACAUUAGAAAAUGGUGUCUCCAUUUCAAUGCAUGGACUUGCACAUAAAUGGUAAAAUCCCAAAAGAUGCUACCGAUGUUAUUGCUUCUCAGGGAUUGAUUUCACACUACUCCAUUGCAGUUAAUGUUUUGAAGAUGUGUGUAACUGCCCAAAGGCUGGGCUAUUUUUAUAUAUGUUUUGGAAUCACCGCAAUCAUAUUUAUAUUUGUGUAAAUUGAGAAAUAAACAAUGCAUUUUUGAAGAAUA
Messenger RNA from Triplophysa dalaica, 2425 nucleotides. It is a transcript of the gene hnf1bb, whose product is annotated as HNF1 homeobox Bb. Gene Ontology annotation, cellular component: nucleus. Gene Ontology annotation, molecular function: RNA polymerase II cis-regulatory region sequence-specific DNA binding; DNA-binding transcription factor activity, RNA polymerase II-specific. The transcript has 9 exons. The record is from RefSeq and is a predicted model, not a curated record. Gene Ontology annotation, biological process: insulin secretion; positive regulation of DNA-templated transcription; pancreas development. Lineage: Eukaryota; Metazoa; Chordata; Actinopteri; Cypriniformes; Nemacheilidae. Bases 147 to 1751 code for a protein of 534 amino acids.